ACCACACGCUGCAGACGAUGACUUUAGCACGGAAAGGAACCAGGUUUCGUCAACCGAACCACGUGAUUCGCAUCAGAAAUCACGUGGAAACAUCUUCCCCACGUCGAACCACCAUCCGCGGGAUCGGCGGCGCGUCUCCAAACGAUCUAAUUCGGGGUCAGUUCACGAUUCGCGUUCGUUUGUGUAGGUUGUUGUUGGUCGUUUUUUCUUCAGGAUUGGUCAAUCGUCAAAUCGAUCUCGUGCCAUCUGUCGUUACAUUACCGAGUGCGGUAAUGCGCUUAUCAAGCGGUUUCCUGUGUCCGCGCGAUCGCCAAAGCCCUUGUUGACCUCUCGCGUAGUCUGUGGCGACCUUCGUUUGAACCUCGACUCCUGGGUGGAAUCCGUUCCGGCUGGCAAUCCGAACAAUUUUCUAUCCGAUCUCUUCCCGACGUUGUUGUACACAUAGCGAGAGACUGCAGUCUUGACAAAACAAAAUGUCAAGAGAACGGGCUUCCAGAAGAUUUUAUCGAGUAGAUAGCACCAAUGAUCUGUUUGAAUUCAUGGACCGUGGCUACACAGCCCAACACGAAAAUCGAUGGAACUUCGAAGUUGCUUGGGAAGUCGCCAACAAAGUUGGCGGCAUUUACACUGUAAUAAGAUCCAAAGCCUACGUCUCAACCGAAGAAAUGGGUGAUCAGUACUGUCUAAUCGGUCCUUACAAAGAACAUUCGGCGCGCACUGAAAUUGAAGAGGCCGAUUUUCCGCCUCACAAUCCUUUGUAUCAAGCUGUACAAGUCUUGCGCGAUCAAGGAUAUAAAGUGGUGACGGGAACGUGGUUGGUGGACGGGAAUCCCCAAAUAAUUUUGUUCGAUAUCGGAAGCGCGGCCUGGAAACUGGACGAGUACAAACAGGAAUUGUGGAACACUUGCCAUCUCGGAAUACCUCAUCUGGACAUCGAAGCCAACGAUGCCGUGAUACUCGGAUAUUUAGUCUGUCAAUUUAUUACCGAAUUUAGAAAAGCAGCUGAGAACUACUCGAGCGUGCCGCCGAGAGUGGUCGUGCACUGUCACGAGUGGCACGCGGGUGUUGGAUUGAUCGCUUUGAGAACUAGACACGUGGACGUAGCCACAGUAUUCACCACCCACGCUACUCUACUGGGUCGAUAUCUUUGCGCGGGAAAGAUUGAUUUUUACAACAAUCUGGAUAAGUUUAGCAUCGACGAAGAAGCGGGAAAGCGUCAGAUAUAUCACAGAUAUUGCAUGGAACGCGCGGCCACGCACGUGGCGCACAUAUUCACUACGGUCUCGGACAUAACCGGUUUCGAGGCCGAGCAUCUGCUCAAACGCAAACCCGACAUCAUCACGCCGAACGGAUUGAACGUGAAGAAGUUCGCGGCGUUGCACGAGUUUCAGAAUCUACACGCGAUCAGCAAGGAAAAGAUACACGAGUUCGUGCGGGGUCACUUUUACGGACAUUACGAUUUCGAUCUGGACAAAACACUGUAUUUCUUUAUCGCUGGCCGAUACGAAUUCGGGAACAAGGGCGCUGACAUCUUCAUCGAGGCUCUGGCCAGAUUGAAUCACUAUCUGAAAACGUCCAGACCCGAUCUGACGGUGGUCGCGUUUCUCAUCUUUCCCGCGAAAACCAACAACUUCAACGUCGAGUCUCUUCGUGGUCACGCCGUAACAAAAUCCUUGCGAGACACCAUCAAUGACAUUCAGCAGAAGAUAGGAAAGCGGAUGUACGAAUUGUGUCUGUCCGGUCGUAUGCCCGAUGCGCAGGAUUUGUUGCAGAAAGAGGAUACCAUUAAAAUAAAACGAUGUUUGUACGCUCUCCAAAGAAACGGACUGCCUCCCGUUACGACGCACAACGUCGUCGACGAUUGGAACGACCCGGUGUUGAACGCCAUCAGAAGAUGCAAUCUCUUCAACACCGUUAACGAUCGCGUCAAGAUGGUGUUUCAUCCCGAGUUUCUGUCCUCGACCAAUCCGCUGUUCGGUCUCGAUUACGAGGAAUUCGUCAGAGGAUGUCACCUGGGCGUUUUCCCGUCCUAUUACGAGCCGUGGGGAUACACACCGGCCGAGUGCACCGUAAUGGGCAUUCCCAGCAUAACCACCAACUUGUCGGGAUUCGGAUGCUUCAUGCAGGAACACAUAGCGGAUCCGAUGAGCUACGGCAUCUACAUCGUCGACCGACGUUACAUCGGUCUCGAGGCCAGUGUCCAACAGCUCGCCCAGUACAUGUUCGAUUUCGCGCGACUAAGUCGUCGUCAACGUAUCAUACAGAGAAAUCGCACGGAACGUCUCAGCGAUCUUCUCGACUGGCGAAAUCUCGGCAUUUACUAUCGGCAGGCUAGAAUAAAAGCGUUGACGACCGUGUACCCGGAACUGGCGUCGGAAUACGCCGAAGGCGGAAUCGGUCGGUUCAAUUAUCCCAGACCCAUCAGCGAGCCGCCGUCUCCGUCGUCCUCGCGACACACAACACCGGCCGCGUCUUUGCACGGCUCGGACGACGAGGAUGAGGUCGACGACGAAAAGGAACUAGAGGAAUUGCGCCAGACGAACGGGAGAUAAGUGUGCGUGCGAGGAGAGCGCGCGACGGGAGGAUUGCAGAAAGCAAUUUACAUACGUGCAAUAAAAGACUACAGGUAAUUCACGCGUGUGAACAACAAAAAAACAGUGCCAAAAAAAAAAAAACAAAAACAAAAAAGUUUGCGUUGCAAUUUCUUUCUCUUCGAACAAGCUCUCGUCUCGGCUGUGUCACAUCGCGUUCCGAUUACACGCAACAUCGCCGGUCGGGUAAUUGAAAGUUAUCUAUGGAACACGUGACUUUUUUUUUUGUGGCAAAUAGCGACCGUAUAUCGGCGAUGAUUUGUAUAUUAUCCGAACGCGGUUGUCCGCCAACCGAUACACCGAGCCACUGCCGUGCUCCGCAAACGAAACCAAAACUUAACGACUCCGCAAAAUGUUCAAAACCACAAUCUCCUCUUGGUCGAUUGUUUCUCAUCAUAUGUACACAAAUUUUUUUAUUUUGUUAUAAAUUCAAUUUAUUCAAUUAAUAUCUAAAUUUCUCAAUUCGUCUCGCACGUGGUGUAUCGUAUAUUGUAAAAUAAUUGUAAAAAAUCAUCUUCCUUCUCAAAUUUGAAUCGUCGCGAUCGAACAUCUCCGAAUGUCAAAAACAAAAUUUUUGCGCAAUCGGGAUAUUAUAUUAUUAUACACGCGUCCGCACACAGUGUGUCUCUGUAUUUUUGCGACAGCACGGUAAUAUACAUAAACUACUUCGUACAUAUGUAAUUUAUUUAUAAAAGACGAUCGUGUUGUGUAUAAUUUUUAUAUUUGAUAAUUGGCACUUCGAACAAUUCUUUCUUUCGCGCGCGUGUGCGCACGAUUGUGCGUUUAGUCGUCGCGCGUGUUCCUUCGCAUUUCUCAGUUUUCACAUUUCACAACGAAGUUUGUUUGUAUAAUUUUGUAAUGUUGCAAAGAUACGUGGGAAGUAUGACGGAAACUGCUACAGAGUCAAUGAAAAACAAAUUCAACGGUAAUAGUUAAGAUUUGUUUUUUGUUUUUUUACUUCAUGCGAAUUGAAAUAUUAACACAAUUAUACAAAACGAGAGAGAGAGAGAGAGAGAAAGUGACUAAGGUGUACAUAUACUCUCUUCGCGAGUAUCUGGCAGUUUUAGUACCAAGAAAAAACAAAAAAAGAAUUAUCUUAUCGGAUAUAUCUUAUCAAGAUUUAAAUAAAUAUUUACACUGAUUUACACACAUUGGAAAAAACGAGAGUAACGUAUAUAAUAUAUAAUAGUAAUAAUUAAUUAAUUCGUACAACAAUAUAUAACCACAGCUUGCGUCGCACAACAACAACAUACAAAAGUCGCGAUUUUGAGAACAAUCCGAAAAAAAAAAAACUAUUUUUCUAUUAUAUAAAAUAUAAAAUCGUCAAUAAUAUAUCACGAUAAUAAAAAGAGAGUGUCGUAAUUUGGAAUGGAUCUCCUUUAUUUGCGUUGAGACUUAAAAAAAAUUUUAAAAAAAAUUUUUUUUCGCCGUAUCGCAUCCUUCGCAUCACGUCGUUCAUUCAUUCAUGCUCUUUUACCCAGCUAAACAAGUGUGUGUGUCGAGAUAUAUAUACCAGAUACAAAAUUAUUCUUAUCCUAUCUACGGUAUGUGGAUUAUAAUAUCGUGUGUCGGAAAUCAAAAAUUUUGUUAAUUGCAAUAUUCUUGUUCGGAAACUUUCGGAAAAAGUACGAUCGAACGCGUUGUCGCAUAAAGUAAAAGCGUAAACAUAAUACCACAAAUAUGCUGGACAGAAUGCGUGCGGAGUUUCACAAUUGUGUCGUGUGUUGGAAAAAUCAAACGAAGACGACACGCAAAAAUAAUAUAUUAUCGCGCGCUCACAGAUUCACAGAGAUUUUUUAAAUAAAACAAUAAAUUCGAUUUUAUCGAGCGAAGAAAAGAAAAGAAAAUUAGAAGAGAGAGAGAGAGAGAAAAAACUUAUUCGCGCACACAUGUGAAAAGAUGUAGACGUGUGUUAAACGUUCAAUGUGACGAACAAACGAUAUAUAGUAUAUAUAUAUAUAUAUAUAAAUUUUCUUUUUAAGCAAUAAAUUAAUUGCGCAAGCAAUAAGUACUGUUGAUAAUAAUAUUUUAAACCUAAAUGGCACUAUUUACGCAUCGAACGAACGUGAAUCGUGUUUUCGGAGAACACUCAAGGAAUUACUGGGUGGACUACGUUAAAACGAGAGAGAGAGAGAGAGAAAGAGAGAGAGAGAAAAAUUAAAUGUAAGGAGCGUUAACUAUCGUUAGCAAUACGUAUUUUUUUUUUUUUUAAUACUUUGAUUAUCUAUAUAUAGUACAAUACAUUCUUUUUUUUUUUUUUUUUAUUUUAUAGCGAGAUAGUACCUAUUAAAAUUGAGCAGAGAACAAUUAAGCUUCGAAACGACCAUGAUUUUUCAUAGAACUCCAUUGUAUGCGUGUGUAUGUGUGUGUGUUACUUUUUUUUCUCUUAAUAAUACGGUUCAUAUAAAAAAAUAUACAACGAAUGUGUCUAUUGUUUUUGACAAAACAGCGCACCAAUGCACGGACGCGUUGUGAACUUUCAAAAUCAAUACAGUCUGUUGUUUAAAAACCAAAAAAAAAAUAAAAAAUAAAAAAAAUAAUAAUUUAUAAAUAUUUUUCUCGAUAAAAUUGUUUAUUUAUAAUAUUUUUUCGAAAUGAGCCCGCGACACAGAGCGCAUCUCUUUCCGCGCGAUCUCCGGAUUGCGCGCGCGAGCGCAACGACGAUUUGGACAAUUGUCCGAGAUUUCCAAAUUGCGAUCGUCAAAAAAAAAUUAUUCCCGCGCGCAAUCCAGCGCGCGAGGAAAGUGUCGUCGCCGCCGCCGCCGCCGCAGGCUCGAGUCUGAUUUGAAAAUAAAUUAAUUUUAAAUAUCAGAGCUCUUUCUCAGAAGAACAAAAGUUUAAUUCCCAUUAAAAAAAAACGGAGGACUCACACUGAUGACGAUUCAAGGACAGAUAAAAAUUACUUUCACCGACGAAACUUCAAUUGCCGACGGAGAGAACUUGUGUGUUCGUUUAAUACAAAAAAAAAAAAAAAAAAAAAAAAAAAAAAAA
Pseudomyrmex gracilis is the source of this 5582-nucleotide messenger RNA. RefSeq names its product glycogen [starch] synthase (gene GlyS). Gene Ontology annotation, molecular function: alpha-1,4-glucan glucosyltransferase (UDP-glucose donor) activity. Gene Ontology annotation, cellular component: cytoplasm. The coding region runs from base 474 to 2552 and encodes 692 amino acids. The record is from RefSeq and is a predicted model, not a curated record. The transcript has 12 exons. Gene Ontology annotation, biological process: glycogen biosynthetic process. Lineage: Eukaryota; Metazoa; Arthropoda; Insecta; Hymenoptera; Formicidae.